AUGUCGCUGCGGGUGUUGGAGUUGUUCAAAAAUGGAAUUUUAAUAAUUGACGAAAUUGAUGAAGUGCUGCAGCCUCUGAAGAGUGAGCUGCACUGGCCGCUGGGCCCGAGGCAGCCGCUGGACUUCACGGCCAAGCAGGGCUUUGCUGCUGCUGCGGGGCCGCAGCAGCAGCGGCCCGGGGCCCCGCUGCAGCUCGGCCAGCAGCAGUCCGCUGCUGCUGCUGCCGCUGCUGCCGCUGCUGCUGCUGCUGCCGACGGCGUCACCGAACCCCUCAUUUCCCCCAGACAAACUGAACAGCCGCUGCAGUGGCUCUUCGAAGAUGACGAGGGCAUGCGCUGGCAGCUUCCCUGGUUUCUCCUCGACGCAAUUUUCUACUUCUACAGCGGGAAAACAACUGUUUCCUGCACUGGCACUGCGGAGACUUGGCGGCUGCUGGGGCUGAUUCGGCGGCAGCUGCAGCAGGGAGUGCAGCAAAAGGCGCUGCAGCAAAGUCCCCAUUUGCUGCUGCUGUCCCCCGCCUGGUACCACGACAACCUCAAGCCGCUGCUGGCCCCCUGGCUGGGCCUUUUCUUUCGCCUCAAGAAGCUCACGGGCCUUUCCCAGGAGCAGCAGCAGCAGUACAUUCUGCUGCCGCUGCACAUUUGCCCCUCAAACCCCGCUGCAGGCUCGCUGGAAACUGGGGGGGGCCUCUAUUCUGGACUUUUUGAUGCAGUGGAAAGGCUGCCAGAGUUUCACUUGAAGACUCUGAACUUGGCUCGGGAGUGGCUGUGUUCUUUGCUGCCGCAUGCGCUGCAGAAGGCCAACAGAGUGCACUACGGGCUGCUGACGUCUGAGGAGGUGGAGGAGGGUCUGUUGUUGGGGGCUUUGUCUCGGAGUCGGCAGCUGCUGGCAGUUCCGUUUCUCGGCAAAGAUGCUCCCUCUCCAGCUUCGGAGUUCUCCCACCCCGAUGUCUUAAUAGGCCUCACAAUUCUGGCCUACAGGUACCAGGGGCUGCGCCGCGAGGACUUGGGGGCCCUCCUGGCGGACCAGCUGGCCCGCCAGGAGGCCUCGGGGGGCCCCCCCGCCUCGAGGGCCCCCGCCCGCGAAUUCGCGGACUGGGUGUGGGCUGCAGGCGGCAGAGUCCGCGGGCUGCACCGCGUGCGGCCUCGGGCCCACGAGUGGCAGCAAGACCUCGCCGCCCUGGCCAGCGACGCCCGCCGCCAGCUGCUGCUGCUGCAGCAGCAGCAGCAACAGCAGCAGCAGCAGCAGCAGCAGGGGCUGGGCCGAGAGCGGGCGGACCCUUUUGCGGGGAUCGAAGAGACCGGCGGGAACGCGGGGGAAGACGGAGGGGAGGCCCGACGGCCCAGCGAGUCGCUGGCGGGCAGUGCAGCCGCUGCAGCAGCAGCAGCAGCAGCAGCAGCAGCAGCAGGGGAGGAGUUUGAGAAGAUGUACCCGCUGGAGAUGGUGAGUCUGACGGACCGGGAGCACCUGGAGUGCGUGUACAGGCUGCUGCGGAAGGAGCCGCUGGCCAUAGCCGCCUUUUUGUUUCGAAAAGUAAUGCCAUCAGUUCUUGAACACUCUGGCUUUCAGCUGUCAGCUUCUGGCCAAGAGCUGGGGGGCGACAGCCUGUUUGGAGUGCGUCUGGGCUUCUCGGGGACCCCCUCGGAGUUGCUGCCAGCAGAAAUGGGCUGCUGCUGCUACGAGGCGGGGACCGACGGGCAGCUGCUGCUGCUGCUGAGCUCGCCGGCCGUGGUCUCGCUGGAAGUGCUGCCCACAAACUGGACCGUGGCUUCUUUGCUGCAGCGCGUGGCUGCGCAGCAGCAGCCCCCCGUGCAUGCGCUCGUGGACGCGGGGGCCCUCGUCUCCGGCCUCAGCAACUUGCAAGUGGCCCGCGCGCUGCUGCAGCACGGGCUGCCCCACGAGGGGGUGGUCUUCCUCGACAGCAAAGACCGCCAAAUGGUUCUUUGCAGAAACGGCGGGCAGAUCCUCCAGCUGGCCCAGUGCGGCAUUGCCGUGGACAAACGCUUCUCCUUCUACGACCACGACAUACGGCAGGCGGCGGACGGCAGGGCGUUUUUGACAGUGGGCAAAGACUGCACUUUUCGAGAUGUGGCCCAAGGGGCUUUUCGCAUGCGGGGACUUGGAAGGGGACAAACUUUGCAUUAUUUAAUCCCUCCUGGAGUUGCUGCUUUAAUAGAGAAGCACGCGAGUCUAGUGGGGGCCACUUUGCCUUCGGUCCCGCUCUUCCCGCCGCCGCCGCCGCCGCAGCAGCAGCAGCAGCUGCUGCUGCAGCAGCCGCAGCAGCAGCUGGCCCCCGGCUGCUCCCUGCUGGGCGAGAUUUGCGGCUGGCUCGUCUCGCGGCAAAUCGCCCAGGAGUGUCUGCAGCAGCGGCUGCUGUGCAUGCAAAGCGCAUGCAAUGUAUGGAGGAAAGCAGCUUUGGCCAUUUUGAAGGAAACGCAUGCAUCUCUGGGGACUGAAGCUGCUGCCCCACAGACGCAGCAAGCUCUUGGGGUUUUUCUCGAGUCUCUAGACUUCUCUUUGCCUGCUUCUGUCCCUCUGUCUCUGCCCCUCAGCUUCCGAAUUCGGCAGCUCGCGCUGCAGCACGCCGACUUGCUGCAGGCGCCCGAAGCAGCAGCAGCAGCAGCAGCAGCAACGCCUCGAGCGCGCGCCGCCAAAACACCCCAAGCAGCAGCAGCAGCAGCAGCUGCUGCUGCUGCUGCUUCAGCGCAAGCUGCCCCGAUCCUCGUGGGCAAAGCCCUCAUCGACAAGCUGAUCUCAGAGCUGCAGGAAGAAGAAGCAGCAGCAAGAAGACACGCAGCAAAAGGAGAGAGCCGAGACAUAGAUGGAGAUGCUCUAAGGAUGGAGGGCCUUGAAGCUGAAAUCGAGGGGGAGGAGCAGCAGCAGCAAGAAGAGGAGCAGGAGCAGCAGCAAGAGAUCGAGCAGGAGAAGCAGGAGGAAGUGGUGCGGGAAAGCGAAGAAGCAGCACCUCUUAACUACACGCGAGCUGAUGAGGCCCCCCGGCCUUGGCUGCUGAAGACUUUGUCGCUGCCGCCUCAAGAAGAGACUCAAGGCUUUUACCCUUCUGCGCGUUUUUCAGUGGCCUCGGCGCUGCAGCAGAAGCUGGCGCGCAUGCAGCAGCACCGGGGCUCGGGCGCUGCAGCAGCAGCAGCAGCAGCAGCAGCAGCCGUCGCAGGCGGCCCCGUCUCAGGCGCAGCAACCGGGCUGCCCUUCCCCCCCUACCUCCUCAUCAGCAGCAACUACUACAGAGGGGAAUGGGUCCUUUCUUCUGCUCCUCGCCGCCUCAAGAAUGUCAUUAUUGCAAUGCAGUGGCUGCCGGACUGGGAGGAGGCCCUGGGGGGGCCCCCCUGGGGGGCCCCCCCGGGGGCCCCUCCCCAGGGGGCCCUCCGCCGCAGCCCCGACGGGCUCAGUGCAGCGCAGCAGCAGCAGCUGCAGCAGGCCUUCCAGAGCUUCGCUGGAGAAGAAACCAAGACACUUGCUGAGAGAGACUUGCCAGACUUUCUCGGGGCGCUGCUGCUGCCUGCUGCUGUUCCUGCUGCUGCUGACGCCCUCUGUGCCUACGUCAAGGCUCUCGUGCUGCAGCAGCGCGCAGCUGCGGGGCACCCAGCUGCUCCCCCUGCUGCUGCUGCUGCUGCUGCUGCUGCUGGGAGUCCUUGCAGGGCAGCAACGCCUCCAGCAGCCAUUUGCAGGGACACGCCGGGGCUCCCGCAGCCCUCAGUUGCAUGCGCGCCGCUGCCUGCUGCUGCUGCUGCUGCUGCGAAGCAGCCGCAGCAACUGUCCGUGCUGCAGAACCUGUGGCAGCCCCUGCCUCCCUCAAAUCAGCAGCAGCAGCAGCAGGCUGCUGAUCCUCUAGCCGAUUUAUUUGUGUCUCUUUCGCAAACAAGAGACAGCAGCAGCAGCAAGGCCACAGACUCUGCUGCCUCUCUUCCCUUUGUCCCUUCUUCGUCCCGCAGCUCAAAGGAGCCAAGCGACUUGCUAGGCCUCUUUGAAAUGCCUGCUGCGCCCUUCGAGCAGCAGCAGCAGCAGCAGCAGCAGCAGCGCAGCCUGCUCUCCUCCUCGUCCUUUCCCCCCGCGGCUCGAGAGGCAUCUGCAGCCCCAGCAUUCUCACUCCAAAUGCCGCCGCAGCAGCCCCUAUCCCCGCAGCAGCAGCAGCAGCCCCUAUCCCCGCAGCAGCAGCAGCAGCCCCUAUCCCCGCAGCAGCAGCAGCAGCAGGAAGAGCUGCACUUCACUUUGGCGGAAUUGGCAGCAGCACUCGGGAAGUCGCCGUUCUGCGCUGAGCAGCGAGGCCGCUAUUUUGUGGUUUUAACUCUUGCAGAGGGCGAGGCUGUUCGCGCUGCGCUGCAUGCGCGGCAGCGGCAGCAGCAGCAGCAGCAGCAGCAGCAGCAGCAGCAGCAGCUGCAGUCUCUGGUGACGGGACACCGCGUGGCUGUGUGUCUGCACAACGUGACUGCCAGCUUCGCCGUGGUGGAUGGGUCUCCGCUGUUUCACAGGCGGGAGGAGAAAGUUGCUGCUGCAGCAGGACUGCAGCAGCAAACGGCGCACGCCUGCCUGCGCUUCCUGGACAGCAGCUUGCUGUACUCCGAGCCGCAGCUGCUGCUGCUGCAGGGGGUCCUUGCUGCAGUGCCUUGCAAGGACCGGCAGGACUUCUUUUUCUCGAUUCGCCGCUGCAGGCGGCGGCAGCAAAACGUGGCCUGGCAGCAGCAGCCAGUGGCCCGGCUGCUGGCAGCAGCAGAGGGGGGCCCCCAGCUGCUGCAGCACAGGGCCCUCGUGGCGCGGCUGCGGGAGCGCCUCAGGAAGAAGCGGCUGCUGCCUUCAGAAGCUUUCAGGUUGUUUGAUGUUCUUAAUCGGGGGCAGCUGACUGAGGCGCAGCUUGCUGCUGGCAUGAAGUGGCUGGGGCUGCAGCUGCAGCAGCAGCAGCAGACUCACGUCUGCAGGCACUUCGACAUAGACGGCGACGGCUUCAUCAGCCUCAACGACUUCCUGCUCACCGUGGGGCAGAUCGGCGGGGAAGCAGCAGCAGCUGCUGCUGCUGCAGCAGCAAACAGCGACGCUGCUGCAGCAGACGCCGGCGCUGCAGCUCAGGCGGCCGGCGCGCCGGCUGACCUGCAGCUCCGGCAGCAGCGCAGCGAGUCCUUCGACGACGGCGCAGGCGCUGCAGCAGCAGCUGCUGCUGCUGCUGCUGCGCUCUCGGGGGACGCCUCAACUGCAGCAGCAAAUCACCAGUCGCUGCUGCAGCAGUGGGGAGUCAAAGAAACGCUGCCUGCAGAGUUGGUGGGUCGACUCAAGUUCCGGCUGCAGCCGCACACUUCAUUUGACAGGAUUUGGGUGGGCCGGCUGCCGUGCGCCAACUGCAGCAGCAUCAGCAGCAGCAGCAUCAGCAGCAGCAGCAUCAGCAGCAGCGGCAGCAGCAGCAGCGGGAGCGCAGUGUUCUCGAUUUGGGCCCCCAAGCAGCUGGAAGGCAGGCACCGCGGCAUGAUGCGCCGCAACAGAGAGCGAGUGCCUUUGGGCCACUUCAUUUGCCUGGGCAGCGACAUCUCGAAGGCGCAGCAGCAAGCAGCAGCAGCAGCAGCAGCAGCAGCAGCGGGCGCCGGGGGGGCCCCCCUCAUUCUCGAGGCCACAGACUCUGGCUGCUCAUCUAUGGCCGAGAGCACAGAGCUCUCAAGAGCUUUGGAUUGUCUCUUUCCUCUUCCCGUCAAGUACAAAGUUUUGUGGCGGGAAAGUGUGUCCCAGGCAAUGCUGCUGCUGAACCCUCCGGAGGGUUCUGGGGCGGGGCCGGGGGGCCCCUCGGGGGGCCCCCCGGGGGGGCCCCCAGGGCCCCCCGGCGGCGGGGGCCCCCUCACCUUGUGGGCCCCAGUGCCCCCCUCUUCCCUCUUCGUGGCCGUGGGAAUUGUUGCCACAAAAGGCAAUGAGACUCCGCCGCCAAAUGCUGUGCGCUGCGUCCCCGCAAAGUGGGUUCACCAGGCGGGGGCCUCCCUGCGGCUGGCCGAAGUCGCGGAGGGGGGGCCCCCCUCGAGGGGCCCCUCGAGGGGCCCCUCGAGGGGGCCCCUCAGCAAGCUGGCCCUGUGGCAAGUGGGGAGCAUGCGGCUCCUGGGGGCCACUCUCGAGGCCGCAGACGGGUCCCUGCACAGAAGCGGCGUCAGCUGGGCGGACUUUUUGAGUGCGGAGUUUCGCCUGAGACCCGCAGCCCCCGCCUUGUCCAGUGGUUACGUUCCCCCGGCCAUUGGCUCUGGGGGGGGCCCCCCGGGUGGUCCACUGGACGUGCUCGACAGCGCAGACGCAGCAGCAGCAAACGAGGCCCUCAACCCCACACUUCACAGGGCCAACGCGCUGCUGCCGGACAUCUCCACUAAGAAGAGCAGCGUCUGGCGCAGACACUGGGGAAACAAAUGCAGCAGCAGCAGCAGCAGCAGCAGCAGCAGCAGUAGCAGCAGCAGUACCAGCAGCAGCAGCUGGGCAGAAGUCAACAGCGACGCAGCUGCAGCAGCCCACAGGUUCGGCAGCAGCCCCGAGCCGACAGCAGCGGCGGCGCCAGCAGCAGCAGCCCCCCAGCAGCAGCAGCAGCAGCACUACCUACGCUCGCUGCGUCGAGUGGGGUGUCCGGGUGUCUCUCCAGCUGCUGCUGCUGCGCACAUGAAUAUUCCUUGUCUAUUUCGUGGGCCCUUAGCGUCUUUUAUUAAGCUUUUGAAGCCGACAGUCCCAGCGAAGAUGGUGGCCAUAGUAGAGGUCAAGGCCAGGGAAAUCUUGGUUUGCUUGCUUGGCCCAUUUGCGGUGUACAUACACCCCACACCCCCGCUCGUGGCUUCGGACAGCCUUAGCAGGCAGCAACACCCCGCUGCUGCUGCAUCUGCUGCUGCUGCUGCUGCUGCUGCUGCUGCUGCAGACUCUCGGGGGAACCCGACGGUGGAGGUGGACCUGAAGACGGAGCAGGGCUGUUUCCGCGCUGCAGUUCCCUCGGGAGCUUCCACGGGCAUAUACGAGGCCCUGGAGCUCCGCGACGGCGACAAGACCCGCUACAACGGCAAGGGCGUGUUGAAGGCGGUGGAGAACGUGAACAAAGUGCUGGCCCCCGCACUUGUGGGCAAAGACUGCCGCGAGCAGCGGGCGCUGGACCGGCUGAUGGUGGAGGAGCUCGACGGCAGCCAAAACGAGUGGGGGUGGAGCAAAUCGGUCUUAGGCGCAAACGCGAUAUUAGCAGUUUCAAUGGCCCUCUGCAGGGCCGGCGCUGCAGCCCAUGGGAUUCCUCUUUAUAAAUAUGUGGCCCAGCUGGCUGGCCGCGAGGGGGGCCCCUUUGUGCUGCCAGUGCCUUGCUUUAAUGUACUAAAUGGGGGCAAGCACGCGGGGAACAGUUUGGCCAUGCAGGAGUUCAUGGUGGCGCCCGUGGGGGCGGAGAGUUUCCGCGAGGCGCUGCGCAUGGGCGCGGAGGUCUACCAGGCGCUGCAGCGGCUGCUGAAGGCCAAGUUCGGCUUGGCAGCCACCAACGUGGGCGAUGAGGGGGGCUUUGCCCCGGACAUUAAGGACCCCAGGGAGGCUUUGGGGCUGCUGGUGGAGGCCAUUAAGGCCGCGGGCCACGAGGGGAAGGUCAAGAUUAUGGCGGACGUGGCGGCUUCGGAGUUCUACUGCAAGGAGGCCAAGAGCUACGAUUUGGACUUCAAGAGCAGCAGCAAGGACGCACAUAAGGUCUUGACUGGAGAACAACUCAAGGACCUGUUCAAGGAGUGGUCGACGGAGUUCCCGAUAGUGUCGAUAGAAGACCCGUUUGACCAGGACGACUUCAGUUCUUACGCGUCGCUGACCUCCGAGAUUGGCGGCAAAGUGCAGAUCGUGGGCGACGACCUCUUAGUCACAAAUCCCGCGCGCAUCCGCAAAGCCCUGGAGCACAAGGCCUGCAACGCGCUGCUGCUGAAGGUGAACCAAAUCGGCUCUGUCUCGGAGGCCAUCGAGGCCUGCAAGUUGGCCCAGGCCAGCGGCUGGGGGGUGAUGGUGAGCCACAGGUCUGGCGAAACUGAAGACUCUUUUAUAGCCGAUCUCGUGGUGGGCCUCCACACCGGCCAAAUCAAAACGGGGGCCCCCUGCAGGUCCGAGCGCCUUUGCAAGUACAACCAGCUGCUGCGCAUUGAGGAGCAGCUCCAGGGCCGCUGCACCUACGCAGGAGAGAAAUUCAGAAACCCCUCCGCCUAA
Messenger RNA from Eimeria necatrix, 8175 nucleotides. RefSeq names its product enolase 2, putative. NCBI's taxonomy places the organism in Eukaryota, Apicomplexa, Conoidasida, Eucoccidiorida, Eimeriidae. The transcript has 12 exons. Gene Ontology annotation, molecular function: phosphopyruvate hydratase activity; magnesium ion binding; calcium ion binding. The record is from RefSeq and is a predicted model, not a curated record. Gene Ontology annotation, cellular component: phosphopyruvate hydratase complex. Bases 1 to 8175 code for a protein of 2724 amino acids. Gene Ontology annotation, biological process: glycolytic process.